This is a messenger RNA of Gloeophyllum trabeum ATCC 11539, 2868 nucleotides long. RefSeq lists its product as uncharacterized. The record is from RefSeq and is a predicted model, not a curated record. Bases 1 to 2868 code for a protein of 955 amino acids. Lineage: Eukaryota; Fungi; Basidiomycota; Agaricomycetes; Gloeophyllales; Gloeophyllaceae. The transcript is spliced from 12 exons.
AUGCAUUCCUGGCGCGACAUAGGAAACGUCAUCCUGCACCCAGUGGAUUCUGCUGCUCAGUGGCCACCGGAGGCCACGUCCGUGAGCAAUGCACUGAAAGCACCCCUACCUGACUGGGUCUUCUAUGGCCCGCACCCGUUCAUGUCGAAGCAUUGCCGGCCACUUGCCGCGGAAUUGAAGGCUCAACGACCGCUCGUACGGACGGGGCGCUCUGCCUCCUGUUCACUGGAAGAUUCUUCUAGCAAUGUGCUACGGCUGUCCUUUGACUUGGCUCUGUGCGCUACGGCCCUUCUGCGCUCGUCGAUACAGGUAGAGCCCGAGAUGCCGCAGGAUGCGAUCUCCAAGACACCGAUAAUCGCGCACUUUCUGCGUAAUUUAAUCUCAAUAUAUGCACCAGAUGCUCUCUCGUUCUACGAGGCCGAAUACGUGCUUCCAAGGCACCCGAUGUACCAGUCCAACCCAUUGCGCAAGUUCAUGCCCAAGACCGCCAUUGCCUCGCUUAUUGUGUGUAGCGCGGCCAUAGAGAUGCCCGAUGACCGCAGUGUAUGCUCGACUUCCACAGAUUCUCAAGACGGUACUGGACCCAGUCUGGACGAUCUCAGUGAUCACGCCUCCUCCCCAUUGUCCGCUUCAUCUGGACGGCUGCGGCGGAAGAACGAGGCAGCGGAUUGGUUGGCGAGACACUUGCACGAUGAAGACUCGGAAGAAUCCGACGAAUCGGAAGAUGACACCACGACAGUCGCAUGCGAUCCCGCGCUAAACAGGCAUCUUCUUGCCUGUGCCUCUCCGCGUGAUACGGUUCAUGUGCCGUUUCUGUGCCUAUGUGAGGGGGACGGCAUUUUCGGCGUCCUCGCAAGCGCCCUUUACCAGCGAUUGGCUUGCGGUAUCAAGACACCAAUCGUCGGGUUGACAUAUCAUUAUGGCUCGCCCGUAUUACGGGUCCUGGUGGCUUGGAUCGGAGAAUGUGAUGCACCAGAUGGUUCCUUGCCUCCCGUGCAUAUCGCAUAUGAAGACAACUCUGGCCAUCCGCUUUCAUUUGGCGUAUUUGAUCUUCACCAUCCUGUCGGAUCCUUACGGCUUGCAUCUCCUCCCACCGUGCCAUUUUCUUGGCGCUCGGAUCUCGACCCAAUGGAGGAGAACAAUAGCGAUUCGGACGAUUCUACGUGCUCUAUAGCUACUUGGGUGCAGAACAUGGCAGAUGCAACCCGUGAUUCUGACGAUCCGCAAUCUGUUGCUCUUGUAAAAGCUAUGGCGCCCAGACAGGUGCAGACCAGAGCCUCUGGCUCCACGUGGUCGGGGGGAAGCUCUGGUGGUCCGCGAUCAGCUGUCCUCUCGGGGUUCCAAGGAGAGAACUCCAACUAUGCUGUCCGCAAAUAUGAGGAGUACGCCACGUUCCAGUGGCCCACCGAAUGGGAGACAUUCGAGAAGAUGCCGGCGGUUGAUCCCUUAGUCGAGGAUCUGAAACGAGACCUUUUUAUGGUUUUUCAGGCAAGGCAGCGUGACGCCAAGGCACCUGCGGCUUCACCAUCUUCGGGAAGCGUCUACGAAAUGAUAUCUGCAAAACUGUCGUUCAUUCUGCAUGUAUGCCGUUCCGUCCGCCAAAGCCGUCUCGCCCCUUCCGAUGCACCGAACUCUUAUGAGUUCGAAACGAGACUUGAGUGGGACAUCCUUGUGAGAGAAAUCAUGAGAUCCGAUGAUGUUUGUCCCCUGCCGGAACGUACUCUUCGCUUGCCCAAGAACAUUAACAUGGAAAACGACUUUAGCGAGGCGUACCGGGGUGCAGUCGGAACAGCCUUGCUAGCUCAGGCCAACUUGUUCUCUUCCGCCAGCGGGGCCAGAGUUGGCAGGGAAAAGACUCACUUCCGCAGCUAUGCUGGUCGCAUGGCCGAGGCGGCGUCUAGUCUGCUUAAUGAAGGAUAUGACGUACCAGGUGAAGAAGAUGCUGCGCGCAGCCAGGAAGAACCUAAGUCCGGCAGGUGUGAUAACAUCUGCUCGUUCAAGUUUCGGGGCUUCUAUCCGCCUGGAAGAGAUGACAUAUACAAGUUUCACCGUCUCAUCAUUCAGAACGAUUCGAAAAUGUCUCCUCCGGACCCUUCGGAGGGACAGCAGCCAGAACCACUCAAGGCUUCCAAGACUCGCGUUCGCCCAGAGGAAAACCUACGCCCGGAUAGUAUCUUUGGCAGUAGUCGCAACGAGUCGCAGUAUACGAAAGCGAACUCGGAGCAGGCAUCGGCAGUCCCGACCACACCCACGGACGAGACGAGACCGAAGACCGCAGGUGCGGAGACACCUGGAACGUCGGAUGUGGAGGCAUCUGAUAGCCUAUACGCCCCGCUUCUCAUGGUCGAGUACAAGAAGAAGCACGAUGCGAACCACGUCGCUACCGCCACCAACCAAUGUCGUAUGUAUACGGUGGCGGCAUCGAAAUUUCUUGCGCAUCUCGGAAUCUGCGAAUUCCCUACCUUUGGACUUAUCGGCACUGGUUCGAUAGGCGCAGUCACCUGCACCUACACAAUGCCAGCGCCGGCUCAGGUACGCUCAAAUACCUCAGGUGCCACUAUUGAACAGACAGACGACCUGGAAAUUACGUAUGUUGUGGAAGCUGGGGCUCGUCUCUUCGACCUUUCAACCCCCAUUGGUGUAUUCCAUUUCUCCACGUUCUUGUGCAUGCUCUUGCACGACCAUGCCAAAGAUAUGAAGGCCAAGCUAGCUGAAGCUAGGCCAGACUUCCACACCAUGUGUCGUGAUGAAGGCCAGAAAGUAGUCUGGACUCGAGACAUGCAGCCGGAUGUGCUUCAGGCCGUAUCCGAUGCCGUUGGGAAGACGGAUCCUCCCUCUGAUACUUCAUCGGCUGUUCAGGAGUCGUGA